Molecule: messenger RNA, 732 nt
Organism: Penicillium samsonianum
Lineage: Eukaryota; Fungi; Ascomycota; Eurotiomycetes; Eurotiales; Aspergillaceae
Product: Appr-1-p processing
Exons: 3
Coding region: 1-732 (243 amino acids)
Biological process (GO): peptidyl-glutamate ADP-deribosylation
Source: RefSeq, a predicted model, not a curated record
AUGUCUGACACAGGUGAUAAUCAGGCUGCCACGAUUGACCGCACUGAUAGCGAUGAGUCGUUGAUCUUGAUGACCUCGUCUUUGCCUGUUACCGUUAACUUUGUCCAGGAGACCCCUGGUGACCUGUUCGACGCCCCCAAUGGGGCUGCUCUGAUCCAUGCGUGCAACUGCCAGGGCGUCUGGGGCGCAGGCAUUGCCCGUGCAUUUCGUGAGCGGUAUCCUGCCGCCUACAAAAUCUACCGCAACCACUGCCUCAUUUACCAAGGCCACCCAGUCACCAACAUCAUCACCGACCUACGCAAUGAGGACCCGCAGCCCUCGCUCGUUGUCCACCGUCCCCUCGGAACUGCACUCAUUAUCCCACCCCAGCAGAGUGACUUCACCCUACACCGCCGGCGCCAUUGGAUAAUUUGUCUCUUUACCUCGGAGAAGUACGGCAGCCGCAUGGAUUCGGAGGAUAUGAUUGUCAAUAGCACUUUUGCUGCCCUACAGGACCUGAGUGGACAGCUACGAGUUCUUUCCCAGCAGGCUUCCGAGACCGGUAAUGAGCGACCCCAGAGUCUCUACUCCAGCCGUUUCUGCUCUGGUUUGUUCAACGUUCCCUGGGAACGCAUUCGUAAAUUGAUCAACACAGUUGGUCUGCGUGUCAAUGUGUAUUACCCAUUUGAGGCCAGCAACCGCCGCGCUCGCCCCAUUCGCAUGGAGCAUCCCAGCGAGAGUCACCAGGGCUGA